Ogataea angusta is the source of this 1347-nucleotide messenger RNA. RefSeq lists its product as uncharacterized. The transcript has a single exon. Bases 1 to 1347 code for a protein of 448 amino acids. The record is from RefSeq and is a predicted model, not a curated record. NCBI's taxonomy places the organism in Eukaryota, Fungi, Ascomycota, Pichiomycetes, Pichiales, Pichiaceae.
AUGCCUUCGUUUAGAGAGGAUAAUUUCCUGAUAGUCCAGCCGGGCUCGCAGAACACGCUCGUGCGAUUUGGAAUUGAGGACGUGCUGAGUCCGCCCGCAUACAGCAUUCCCACGAAAGUGUACAAAAAUGCACAGGACACAGCGUACUACACCAUCAAACCCCAGGACGAGUCGCUCGCUGUGUAUCCCAUUGUGAAGGGCGAGAUCGUCGAUGUUCACGGGCUGAAUUUUCUGCUGAAGUGUAUUGUUCGCUCGAUUCUCAAGGAUCACCCCGUUUUGCUGCUCAACAGCAUCGCCUUUACGCUGGUGCAGACCUCCAACAGAUGGUCGAACGACGCGAUCGAAAUGAUCACCAAGUACGUUUUUGAGACGCUGCAGUUUGGGGCGUUUUCCAUAGUGCCUGCGUCGCUGUGCUCGAUGUUCUCGUACGGGUCUCUGGCCAAUGCCUGUGUUGUUGACAUUGGCUACGAAAAGACAGAGAUCACGCCGAUCCUGGACUACCAGGUGUACAUUCCGGGCAUCAAGGUCAUCGACAAGGGCGGAAACAGCAUAAACGAUAGACUGGGCAAAAUUCUGCCGGACCUGACGAGCGAUCAGGUGGAAAUGCUGAAGCGGUCAGCUAUUUUCGAGGUUUUGAGUGAGGAGGACGCCAAGAACUCGUUUUUCGGCGCCGAGCAGCUGGUGGAGAAAAAAGAAGAGGACGACGGCGUGCUGGACGUGGCGGCGAUUGUGACGAGCGACAAGCCGACGAGGGAAAUCUUGGCCGAGAAGGAGAAGGAGAAGCGCAAGAGCGGCAAGGCGGCGGCAGAGUCGAAGCCAAACAGCGAGCUGGAGACCAACACGUUUGUGGACAACGAGGGCAACGUUGUGAGCGUGGGCAAGGAGCGGUUCCAGGGCUGCACGGACCUGAUCGAGAGCAUUGGAGCGGCCAUCCACUGCACACUGUCGAAAAUCACAGAUCUAAAACGGGCGCAGGAGUGCUACGACAAUUUGAUCCUGGUGGGCCAGACGAGCAAAAUCAGCGGGUUCAAGGAGGCGCUUGUGGUGCAUCUGUACCGCAACUUUGUGGUCGGACAAGGCGCGACGUCUGCCCAAGGCGGAGCGUUCCGCGACACAAAUAACAUGAUUCAGGACCUGAACCUGAUCCAGGUGCCGAAACACGUCAAGCUGCUGAGCCGGCCGGACUACUUUGCCGAGUGGAAGAAGACCGGGUUCGAGGACUGCUCGUUUUUGGGCGCGCAGAUACUCGCGAAGCAGGUGUUCAACUCGCACGCCGUCGGAGGCUCCUUCCUGCGCGAGGACUACAUGGAAAAGGGCCCGCUUGGUAUUUGGCACAACAGGUUGUAG